UUGUUUUGUAUCAGAGAAUAGGUUAAUUCAUCAAGAAAAUAAUUGAAUUAGCCUGAGUGAAUGAGUGAGCUAAUGCUAUAAUCAAGGAAAAUAGAGCUUGAUUAUAAUUAUUUUGAAAAAGUAUUGUGAGAAAUACCGGAGAAGCAGAAGCCGAUAGUGGUACGCCCUAGGCGUUGUGUUGUUUGGAAGUGCUGAACGGUGCGAGAAAUCCAAAGUGCUCGUGGGUUGUACUGAGGGAGGGUGAUUUUCCAAUCCAUCUAAUCAAAAUAUAAUAAAGCAACGGCGAGGGAAAACAUAGAUAUGGGCAAAUUAAGCAAUUACCGCUUCGCUGUUAUGAUGCUGCUCGUCCACAUUGGCGCAGUUUUCGGUAAACUCGAGCCGAUCCGCCACAAGUGGUCGAGGUCGGAGAUAAUGGAUGGCAACGGAUUGUACCUGUUGGAGUGGAAGGUUGACCAGAAGGAUAUCGUGUUAACGGUGACGGUCAACACACGUGGAUUCAUCGGUCUAGGAUUCUCAUACAAGAGUGAACGGAUGAGCGGUUCGGAUUUGGUACUAGCUUGGGUAGACGACCGCACUGGCAAACCAAACAUACUGGACUGCCACGGUGGUAAGGAUAGCCGACAGGCACCGAUUCAGGAUGACACGCAAAAUUACCUGGUGGAAAGUGGAUACCAAAAUCUGACGCACACCUCCGUCACGUUUCGACGCCCGCUGGAGACGUGUGAUCCACAUGACGUGAUUAUUGGGACUGACACGAUGAAGGUUCUCUGGUCCUACGGCGAUCGGGAUCCGGUUCAUGGUGAUGUGAAGGAUCACGGAAAAAACCGGGGUGCCCGCUCCAUCCACUUUCUUGGACCAUCGUUCAAAAAGCCCUCGGACCCGCAACUGAGAAACGACAUGCGCCAGUGGGAUGUUACGGUGAAGAAUGUCUCAAUCGACGCCAGUAUGGACACGCUCUACUGGUGCAAAAUCUUAAAAGCUCCUACCCUAAGGGAAAAACAUCACAUCAUAGGAUACGAGGCAAUACUGACCAAAGAGAGCUCUACGAAACAACCGCUGGUACAUCAUAUGACUCUGUUCGAGUGCUCUCCAAAUUCCUAUCCCGGAUCCGACCCAAACUCGUGGGAUGUGUGGGUUAAAAGCAGCGGAGCAGUUUGUAACAGUAAUCUACUUACUCCACGCGAUUGGGAUUCCUGUAUAACACCAGUAGCAACGUGGGGAGUAGGCGCUUCGGGACAAUUCCUUCCAGAGCACAUAGGUAUUCCAAUUGGGGGUAACAAAGGAGGUGCAAAAUAUUAUAUGCUAGAAGUGCACUACGAUAAUCCACGGGCUAAACGAGUCUUGGACCAUUCGGGGUUUAGAAUGCACUACACAAGACAUGUACGGCAGUACGAUGCAGGCAUGAUGAUUUCUGGAGUUUCCAUUUCCGACACUCAAAUGAUUCCACCGGGACAAAAACUAUAUCGGAAUGUGGGAAUUUGUGGUCCUUCGUGUACGGGAGCAGUGUUUCCAGAGGAUGGAAUAAAUAUUGUAUCAGCAGCAUUACAUUCCCAUGUUGCUGGCCGUAAAAUGAAGCUUAGACACGUGCGAGAUGGAAAGGAACUUCCACGGAUAGUAGAAGACGAUAACUAUGAUCACAAUUUCCAGCAAAUUCGUCAAAUGGAGAAUGAAACUACAAUCCUACCAGGGGAUUAUCUGAUUACGGACUGUGCUUACGAGACAAUCGGCAGAAAGCGACCAACGUUGGGUGGUUAUUCCACGAAGCAGGAAAUGUGUCUCUCGUUUAUCACAUACUACCCUAAGAUCGAUCUCGCCGGUUGCUACAGUAUGACCCCCGUGAAAGAAUUCUUCGAAACAUUUGGGGUGUUCCAGUUCUAUUCGAUGAAUAUGACCGACGUAGAGAAUCUAUUUCUCUACAAUGGAAACAUUCUUGAUUUGCUUCCUACCACCGUUUUCCCCAAUUUUGCUCCGGGAGGAGAUAUUGACGACGAACAGAAUCAGAUCGCCAUCAAGGCGCUUCAAAAUGCGAAAGAGUACAGCAUCAUAGAUGAGGAAGACAUCCUCUACAAAGAAUCGAUUCUGAACAAACUGAUCAUCUCGGAUCCAGUAGAAUUCCACGAUCGAACGUUUCUGUCACACCUGAAUCAACUACCUUGGCAGGAGCCGCUAUUCACCAGACGAGUCGAGCAAAGCAUUCUUACUGGGAAGCACAUGACGUUCUGCAGGGUCUCGAAUGAAUCCAUUUCUGUGGCUGCCGAAAUAUUCAAAUACCCUUCCUUCGAAGCGUUCGUCAAACCACCAAGCCACUGCCCAUAUCACCUCUUCAUGGAGUUCAACCAAUCGUCAAGCGCGAGAAAAAUAUCCAGCACGAAGGCUCUGGUACUACUGCUGCUGUUAGUCAUUCGUCGCUACCUUUGAAGCGAAUUCCAGCACGAUGCCAUCCUUGACAAUUUCCAAUUGGUUCAACCAUCUGAAAAUGUUUACCCUCUUUUAUGUUUAAGAACCUUCCCUGUUCUAAUUUAUUGUCCUUUUAAUUGCCCA
Messenger RNA from Ochlerotatus camptorhynchus, 2541 nucleotides. RefSeq names its product MOXD1 homolog 1. The transcript is spliced from 6 exons. Gene Ontology annotation, molecular function: dopamine beta-monooxygenase activity; copper ion binding. Bases 301 to 2418 code for a protein of 705 amino acids. Gene Ontology annotation, biological process: octopamine biosynthetic process; dopamine catabolic process; norepinephrine biosynthetic process. NCBI's taxonomy places the organism in Eukaryota, Metazoa, Arthropoda, Insecta, Diptera, Culicidae. The record is from RefSeq and is a predicted model, not a curated record. Gene Ontology annotation, cellular component: secretory granule membrane.